Messenger RNA from Closterium sp. Naga37s-1, 1650 nucleotides. The record is from the annotation of a GenBank genome assembly. Lineage: Eukaryota; Viridiplantae; Streptophyta; Zygnematophyceae; Desmidiales; Closteriaceae.
AUGGCUUCAGCGGUCUUGUCGGAGAACACACCGUCGAGCCGCGAGUCGACUCGACCAACGGCCGACUCGUUGUCCCGGCGUCAGCAGCUCGACGUUGCCGUGAUCGGCGCAGGCGCCGCGGGACUGGCAGCUGCGCGCGAGCUGAUGCGAGAGGGGCACGCCGUGACUGUGAUUGAAGCGGGGGGUGAGAUAGGCGGCGUGAGUAUUGGUGCGGAUAGAGGGAGUUUAGGAGGUUCGGCAGGAGCAGCAGCAGGGAUUGGGGUUGGGGAGAGGGUGGAAGGGAGGGAGGAAGGGAGAAAGGAGGAGAGGGAGGUGAGGGGGGAGGAAGGGGAGGAGGAGAGGGAGUUUGACGCAUUGGUGGUGUGUAACGGUCACUAUUCACAGCCCAAGAUUGCAAGCAUAGCGGGUGUGGACACGUGGCCAGGCAUUCAGAUGCACAGCCAUAACUACCGCCACCCAGAGGGGUUUGCAGGAAAGGUGAGGCGCGAGGGGUUUGCAGGCAAGGUGAGGCGAGGGGGGUUUGCAGGCAAGGUGAGGCGAGGGGGGUUUGCAGGCAAGGUGAGGCGAGGGGGGUUUGCAGGCAAGGUGAGGCGAGGGGGGUUUGCAGGCAAGGUGGUGGUGAUGGUGGGCGCGGAGGUGAGUGGGCUGGACAUAGCAAGGGAGCUGGCCGCAGUGGCACGAGAGGUGCACAUCUGCGCGCGGGAAGGUGGGGGCCGGAAGAUGUUGGUGGAACACUGGCGCUUGCACAUCUCAAACUUCUCUUCUCCCCAUCCCACCCCAUGGCAGGUGGUGGUGGUGGUGGGCGCAGAGGCGAGUGGGCAGGACAUAGCGAGGGAGGUGGCGGCAGUGGCACGAGAGGUGCACAUCUGCGCGCGAGGCUGGCGCUCUUCUCCUGCCGCUGCUGCUGCUGUUGCUGGUGCUGGUGCUGGUGCUGGUGCUGGUGCUGGUGCUGGUGCUGGUGCUGGUGCAGCCACCGGGGCAAUAGAGACAGGGUAUUUUGAGGAUCUGAAAGGCAGAGUGCAGCAGCACCCCAUGAUCAAGCAAGCCAACGCAGAUGGGACGGUGGAGUUUGAAGAUGGGUUCACAUGCCAUGCUGACGUCAUCAUGCACUGCACCGGCUACAGCUACUCCUUCCCGUUCCUCGCCCUCCCCCCCUCCCUCCUCUCCGUCGAUACCGGUCGUGUGACUCCCUUGUUCCGCCACGUCCUGCCUCCUGCACUCGCUCCCUCGCUCUCCUUCAUCGGCCUCCCCUGGAAGGUCGUCCCCUUUCCUCUAUGUCAGCUGCAGGCGCGGUGGGUGGCGCAGCUGCUAUCCGGCCAGCUGCCCGUGCCGCCCAGAUCCGAUAUGGAGGACGGCGUGCGUCGUCUGUAUGCGCACAUGGAGGAGCAGGGCGUACCUGAGAGAUACGCCCACAGGCUGGAUAUGGAACAGUUCCCCUACAUGGACAGCCUCAGCACGGACUGCGGAUGCUUACCCCUGCCGGCAUGGCGGCGGGAGAUGUACGAAGCAGUGCGGCGGCUGAAAAAAGCAUUCCCGGGGUCGUACCGAGAUGAGUGGGUGGAGUGGGACCUGGUGGCUGCUGCACAAGAGGAGUUUGCGAGCUUGUUACAGGAGUUAGAAAGCACUACAGGUGAUGGGGGCGAUGUGUGA